Lepus europaeus (European hare) is the source of this 8168-nucleotide messenger RNA. It is a transcript of the gene CSNK1G3, whose product is annotated as casein kinase 1 gamma 3. The coding region runs from base 505 to 1875 and encodes 456 amino acids. Gene Ontology annotation, molecular function: ATP binding; protein serine/threonine kinase activity. NCBI's taxonomy places the organism in Eukaryota, Metazoa, Chordata, Mammalia, Lagomorpha, Leporidae. Gene Ontology annotation, biological process: signal transduction; endocytosis; peptidyl-serine phosphorylation. The record is from RefSeq and is a predicted model, not a curated record. The transcript is spliced from 16 exons. Gene Ontology annotation, cellular component: cytoplasm; plasma membrane; nucleus.
CGGCGCCGAUCCGGAUGCCCGAGGCCGAAGGAUGUUUGACCUCCGGAUAAGCGAGGCGCCGCUGUGCAUUCAUUGCCGGCUGCAUCGGUGGCGACAGCAGCGGCCCGGGCGGCGACUCUCCGGCCAGCGGCGGCGAAGUUGCUGAUCUGUAUGAAUUAUUGGAGGGUUGAAUGAUUCUGUAUUUCCAUAUCAAUUUUAGGACUGACUUAUCGAUUCCACCUGUGAACAUAUUGUUUGGAGUUGGUUGCUUUUCAUCUCUCUAUCAAUAGCACCUCACGUCAUUAAAAAGAUAACUUUGAAGACAUGUUUUGCUGAAAAGACAGCUGAGCAAAAUUUUCACGAAUGGGAUGAACACGCUCCAGUUAACUGACUACCUACUGCAGUUUGAAUGUUAACGUUGCCCACUUGGUACAGCACCCUAGUGAUGUACCUGCUCUCACAAUACCCUAUUUCAGUGUGCUGGUCUUGAUUCAAGAAUUCAAAGUGGAGUACCGCAAACUUGAUAUGGAUAAUAAAAAGAAAGACAAGGACAAAUCAGAUGACAGAAUGGCACGGCCUAGUGGUCGAUCGGGGCACAGUGCUCGAGGAACUGGUUCUUCUUCUUCUGGAGUUUUAAUGGUUGGACCUAACUUCAGAGUUGGAAAGAAAAUCGGAUGUGGCAAUUUUGGAGAAUUACGAUUAGGGAAAAAUUUAUACACAAAUGAAUAUGUGGCAAUUAAACUGGAGCCCAUGAAAUCGAGAGCACCACAGCUGCAUUUGGAAUACAGAUUCUACAAGCAGUUAGGAUCUGGAGAUGGUAUACCUCAAGUUUACUAUUUUGGCCCUUGUGGUAAAUACAACGCCAUGGUGCUGGAACUGCUGGGGCCUAGUUUAGAAGACCUGUUUGAUUUGUGCGACAGGACGUUUUCUCUGAAAACAGUUCUCAUGAUAGCUAUACAGCUGAUUUCUCGCAUGGAAUAUGUCCAUUCAAAGAACUUGAUAUACAGAGAUGUAAAACCUGAGAACUUCUUAAUAGGACGACCAGGAAAUAAAACCCAGCAAGUUAUUCAUAUUAUAGAUUUUGGUUUGGCAAAAGAAUACAUUGAUCCAGAGACAAAGAAACAUAUACCAUACAGAGAACACAAAAGCCUUACGGGAACAGCUAGAUACAUGAGCAUAAAUACGCACUUAGGAAAAGAACAAAGUAGAAGAGACGAUUUAGAAGCUUUAGGCCAUAUGUUCAUGUAUUUUCUGAGAGGCAGUCUUCCUUGGCAAGGCUUAAAGGCUGACACAUUAAAAGAGAGGUAUCAGAAAAUUGGAGAUACUAAACGAGCCACCCCGAUAGAAGCGCUGUGUGACAAUUUCCCAGAAGAAAUGGCAACAUAUCUUCGUUAUGUAAGAAGGCUAGACUUCUUUGAAAAGCCAGACUAUGACUACUUAAGAAAGCUUUUUACUGAUUUGUUCGAUCGAAAAGGAUACAUGUUUGAUUAUGAAUAUGACUGGAUUGGUAAACAGUUGCCUACUCCAGUGGGUGCAGUUCAGCAGGAUCCUGCUCUGUCGUCUAACAGGGAAGCACAUCAGCACAGAGACAAGAUGCAGCAAUCCAAAAACCAGUCGGCAGACCCCAGGGCAGCUUGGGACUCCCAGCAGGCCAAUCCCCACCAUGUGAGAGCUCACCUUGCAGCAGACAGACAUGGUGGCUCGGUACAGGUUGUAAGUUCUACAAACGGAGAGUUAAAUACAGAUGACCCUACUGCUGGACGUUCAAAUGCGCCCAUCACAGCCCCUACAGAAGUAGAAGUGAUGGAUGAAACUAACUGCCAGAAAGUGUUGAACAUGUGGUGCUGCUGUUUCUUCAAACGAAGGAAAAGGAAAACCAUCCAGCGCCACAAGUGACCCUGGCCGCGGACCCGUCUCCCCGCCGUCUGGUCUGACGGAAUCAUCGCUGCAGUGCCCACGGUUCUCAAGACUCACUCCUGGAGACGGAGGCGUCCUAUCCCAGACUUCACUUUGUGCUUGUCUUACAUCCAUUUUUUUUUUUUUUCUAAUUUUAUGGAAGCUUUAAAGUUUUGUGGAAACACGAGCGCUUUGCCCAUCGGUGAGUGGAGCGGACCAGUGAGGUGGUGUCCAGAUGCGCUCGUGCGGAACUUUCUUCACAGGCCAGGUGUGUCCUGGAUCUGGGCUUUAUGGCUUCGGUAGGAGCCCCUCACAGAGGGCUUCCUCCCUGAGGACGGCACAGCAGACAAGCCCAGCUGCUCCUGUGUUGUGACACCUGCAUCCCUCGCAGGUCAGACUGAUGCCCUCUGUGAAGUCCCGGUGCAGGCACCGCCCGUGGUCCGCAGGAGAGCGCCCUGGGUCCGGAGAGAGAGCACCCGCGGCCCAGAGAGAGCGCCUUGGGUCUGGAGAGAGCGCCCUGUCUACAGAAGAGUGCCCUGGGUCCACAGGAGAGCGCCCGCGGCCCAGAGAGAGUGCCCUGGGUCUGGAGGAGAGCGCCCGUGGCCCAGAGAGAGCGCCCUGGGUCCUGAGAGAGUGCCCUGGGUCCUGAGAGAGCGCCCUGGGUCCAGAGAGCGCGCCCUGGGCCGUGCGCAGCCCCCUGUGGCAGAAGCGGCAAGAUUGAGUCUUUUUUCAAACGCAAAAUAUUUGUAAAAUGUUAUCUUUAUGCUUCCAGAUAAUAGUGUGUGUCAGACAGCAAGAAGUGAAUACUUGGAGAUGUGAUGUGUGUUGAAGUUUUCAGAAAAACACAAGCUACACUAUGGAGAAGACCUGAGCAUGCGGCCCCACCGAGUGAGGCUGAGCCUGGCCUAGCGCCGGACCUCCCCUGCCCUGCCCAGAGAUGUGGCCGUGCAGGCGGCCGUGUCUGUUAUCGGUUAUUUUUCUCUUUGAUACAAAGGCCCCCAGCAAUAAAAACUGGGUCCCUCGAUUGCCCUCUGUGCGUGUUGGUGUCUUGCGUUCAGCUCUGCUGGUUCCCCGGAAUGCUCCUAUUGCUUAGCGAGGUUUCCGUGGUUGAAGAACGCGUGGAGAGGAUGGGUCAGGUGCUUGGCUCCUAGUCUUUUGCAGUCUUUCGAAGUGCCUGCAUAUGAGUAGAGUGACAGUUCUGUGAAGAAGGAAGCCCAUUCCACCUUUCAAGUCUGCUUUGUUUUAAGCCAUAAAGACACAGGUGUACUUUUGUCCUAGCCAGGAUUUUCAAGAAGGGUUAAAACAAUACAUCUGGCUGGAAAGAUAAUUACAUUGCUCAAGUCUCGUGUGCACCCUUCAUUUAUAAAUUGUCGCCUGCUCUCUUUGUCUCUAAGCGCAUGUCUCCAGGUGUGCGUAUUUAUUUUUAUUGUCUCAAGGUAACAUUUAAAAUGCGUAUUAAAGGAAAAGAAAUCCACAAUUUUUACUUUACUAUUACAUUUACAUGGAUUUAAUUAUACUUUGUAAUUUAUUUUUCUUUUUAGCCAGAAGUUCAGUGCGUUGUUUUUGAAGAAUUAGGCACCCAUCACCAAUCAGGACGUUGUGUAUCUUGUUGCUCUGAUGCCGACGAAUGACCUUUUCUUGAUUUCAAAGACCUGCACUCAGCCUCGAAAACAUUUGCUGUAUAAUUUGGUCAGCAGUUUCAUCCUAUUUAUAUACUGUCAUGAUAACUUAAACUACAGGAGCUGUAUACUGAGUUUUUAUUUUUGUUUGCUUGGAGCAAGGUAGAUGGAUGUUUUGGCCAUUAUAAUGUGAAACCACUUCUUUCUUUACAGUAUUUGACCAAAUGUGUGUGUCUAUGAUAUUUGUAAAUACAUGCGAUAUGUGUAUUUCUUAUCAUAAGCCUAUUUAGUUUUAUCCUCAGUAAGGUUUUUUGGACUGUACAGUGUUUAUAUGAUCUGAACUCCUUAUACAUAAGAAGGUGUGUAUAUUAAUCCAAUUAUGGACUUAAAAUAUUUUAAAAGUAUAAAUACCCUUAUUUGCUGCAAUGACCAGUGUGUAGACAUUUGCUUUUUAGCAAUAUUUUUAAGUGCUCCAUUUUAAUGCCAAGGAGUCAGUCUUUCGGCAGCACAAACUGGUCAAUAAUAGGUAAUGCAGGUAUGUUCAGGUUAAGCCAACAAUGUUUUGCAUUUUUAUGCUUCUUUUCUGUCAACACUAAUGAAGUCAACAUUGCCUGAAUGUCUGAAUAAUGAAACACAUCCCUGUUUAAAAAUAUGUAACUGAAAAAAAAAAAAAGAAAUAAAAAAUAAAGGUAGUUUUUUUAAACUUGCUUUUUCCCCUUUCCUCUAGUCAUGGGUAAAAUAAUGCCACUCAGUAAUUUAAGACGAAUCCCAUCUGUUGUAUGUGAGAAGCAGAACUAAAAGGAUAUACUUUUCAUUUGUUGUUUUUGUUUUCUUUGUUGGACGUAGUUGUAAAGAGCACACACCAGGAAGGAUCUAAGCUUUCUUUGUCUUUAAACUUUUUUUAAUACUUCUCUGAACUACUUAGUACAGCAAUUGACUAACAAUAAUCUCUUCUAAUAAACUAAGAAAAAAAGAAUUGUUUAUUCCUCCAUGAAAGUGGAAUCAGACUAUGUUCUCAGAAAUUUAGCAUUAUUAAUCCAGCUUCAGGAAUGACUGGAAACCAUUGCCGACAGUGUUCCUCAGGUUGUCACCGCGCUAGGGGCUGUAAGAGGUUCUACAAAAUGGCGUUAGUGGCGCUCAGCUUGCUGAAGUGUGCUACAGGUAAGAGGAGGUACAGCAGCAAGCACCCGGCCCAGGAGCAGUGGAUCCAGUAACCGCUGCAGUCCGUGAGAGGCGGGCGGAGGAUCUGGAGAUUAUGCGUACCAUUGAAAGGCCCUCUCUGGGAAAACCUCCCUUAGGAUUGGGCUUGCAGCCUGAGUGAAUUACAAGUGACAGAACAGCAGCCUGGCUUAAGCAGGAGUAGUGCAGAUGAGCUUGCUUAACUGCCAGGUGCAGUGCUAGCACUGGAUUCUGUGUGCUUCAUGCUGGUGUUGAGAGCGGGAAGGUGCAUAUCUCUUGGUCUUUUGUUCACCCCGCUGUCUUAUUUCAGGCACACUCCCCUUUUGUGAUGGCUUGAGACUCCCACUGUACCCUCUUAGUAACCUCAGCACAGACAAAGGGCCAUUUUCCUCAACAGUUGCAGCAGAAUCCCAGGACUGCCUUUAUUUCCCCAUUUCUUCACUUGCUGCCUACCCUGUGCUCAUUGCUGUGGACAAGGGAGUGCUGGUCUCUUGGUGGCUGGCCCUCAAACCUACGUCCACUUUGAUCACCCUGAGAAAUGAGUGAGAAAGAGGAUUAAGCAGAAGGAAAUGAAGACACUGUUGUGAGAAAGAUAGUGAACUACUAGAGGCAAAAUCAAUGGCUUUUCACUUUUGUGCUGGGAAAAAAUGUAUCAAAAUGCUGAACCUUAUUUUAAAUAGAAAAUAUUGGGAAUUUUCUAAGUAUUAAUACAUUAUAUGAAAUCAUUUAUGUGGUGAAUGUGUAAAUUUGAAACGUGUUUUGUGCUUAGGUGAAAAGUUAUAAAGAUCCCUGCUUGGUGUGCUUUUUUGUUUAGCUUUCCAGGGUUCUGGUGAUAGAAUUGGGUUAACAGAGUUAAAAAGCAGUGAUUUUUUUUUUCUGACCAGAGUACAAAGAAGUGGAAUGACAAAGUUUCACUGUUAUUCAGUGUAUCUGGUUUCUUCUCUGCCCCCCCCCCCUUUUUUUUUUGACAGGCAGAGUUAGAGACAGAAAUGUCUUCCUUCCAUUGGUUCACCCCAAAAAUGGCUGCUAUGGCCGGCGCGCUGAUCCGAAACCAGGAGUCAGUUGCUUCCCCCUGGUCUCCCAUGCGGGUGCAGGGCCCAAGCACCUGGGCCAUCCUCCACUGCCCUCCCUGGCCACAGCAGAGAGCUGGACUGGAAGAGGAGCAACUGGGACAGAAUCCAGCGCCCCGACCGGGACUAGAACCCCGGGGUGCCGGCGCCACAGGCGGAGGAUUAGCCUAGUGAGCCAUGGUGCUGGCUGCCCAGUUCUAAUGCACACCCAUAGUAGCGCUCUUAGGAAAUUUACUUCAUAAGAAUUCAUGGAUUAUAACCAAAGACAAGAUUAGAGAAGAAUGCUAGGUAAUCUUGAUGGGAUAUGAAAAUAACUUUGCUGGAACAGUUGGUCAUAGUGGUGUUGUGCCGUUCUUUGAAGGGGAAAAUGCUGCUGCUGUUUUCUAGUCUGGGGCUGCCAGACAUUUUUGGGGGUGCAGGUCAGGCUUAGUGGGCCCAGAUGCUGUUACCAGGAAGACAGGGUUCCUAUGAUAUUAACAGUAUGAGGAUGGAAGGGUUUACACUUAGGGAAAACAAGUUCCCACAAAUACUCUGCUGAUGCAUUCAAACUGAAUUUAAAUUUGUCUUGUAAUGCAGGACUACUAAUGAUGAGAACAGAAUUAUUUUGAAGGAGUAAUAUUUUACUUAAUUAAGUAAAAUUGAUUGCAAAUGUUCAUCUAUUAACUGCAAUGUGAUUUUACAUAAUUCAUCAUUGAAAAUAUGUUUUCACACAGAUAGAUACCACCAAAUACUGUCAGUUCUUAAGCAUGUGCUUUUGAGCCGAGUCAUCAUUUGCAGUGUAUUUGUAGAAUUCUAUUAGGUUCUGCUCUUGGUAUUUACUCUUUAGCAUAUCCUCACGUUAUAGGUUAGUCAUUUCCUGUUCAGGGUUAGGUGGAUGCUUCUUGAUUGUACAGCUGGAUAGGUUUUGAAAUAUGGAAACUUUCUGUGUACUUGGAUUGAGGUUCAUAAGUGCAGCUGGAAUUGUAGUUGGAUGUAGAAAAUAUAGUCACUGGAAAUAUGUGUGAGUGUAGGUCUUCUUUUAACUUGACAGCAUGGAAGUAUGUAAGCCAGCUUGACAUGACUUGUGAUUUAAACAACAUCAGUUGCCCUUAAAAUGAUUUUGUUGCAUUGUAAGUUGAACAUACAUGUGCUGUUUAGCCUUGUGAUUAUAGCCUCAAAUUUUUAAAGAGACAUACAUUAUCAAGCCUUCAGUAUCAGCUAAUUUCUAAAGGUGUUCGUUAAUGGUCAUUGAAGGCCAUUCUUUCAUUAAGAGACAUUUCAGUCUUGUUCUGAGCUCAAAAAGUUGCAUCUAAACUCCACUGCCAUCAAACUGCUAUGUAGUUGUGCAGGCUGUUCUGGCAAUAUUUAAUAAACCUGUAGAGGGGAUGAGAUUCACCAUUGAGUUUAUUAGUUCCGUUAACUUGAUUGAAAUGUUUUCCACAAAGUCCCUGCUGAUAAACAAGUACCUGUUGAUGUGCAGCCAUCAACCUUACACAUCUGUUUUCACAGUCUGUCAAAACUAAGCUGCUGUUUUAAUCCAUAUAUAUCUUUGCCAUCAUCCGUUACAGUACAUCGUAGCAGAUUCCACUUCAGGUUCUAAUGAAUUGGUGUUUUCCUCAACUUCUCUGAAAAUUUUCGUACCUGUAAUUGUUCCGUGCAGACUGUUCUCAAAAGCUAAUUCUUGGGUCACUGCAGCCUUAGCAUUGACUUCUCAGAUAAGACUGGGUAACCUCUGUUGAGUCAUCAAAAGCCAAGCACAGGCAAACUCAUUUUCCGUAUUUUUAGUUGACUGUUGGUGACACCUCCAUGUCCUCAGGCCUCCCAGCCAAUGGUUCUUGCUGACAAGCUGCUGUCAAACAAUUCAGUUAACCCUGACUCACCUGUCAGUAAGCAGCAUUCCUCCCUUGGCUAACAAGCCGCUUGGAAAGUUAACUUUGAUUACACCCUUAAUGAUGUUUUUGUGUGUGUGAAUAAAUUCUCCUGUGAUGAGGUAUUUUCAUUUUCUAACUGCUCUGACUGUUGCUUUCCUGUGAGCUAGGAAUAUUGUGAUGAGUGCUUAUUCUGCCAAUGUUGAAAUCUAUUUUAGCACAGCUGAAGUAUCAUUGCAUAAUAAAUACAAUGCUUUGCCAUGUAAUUGUGUAACAAAAAGAUCCACACUCCACUGUGCCUUAAAUGCGCAACACUCAAAGUUCACUUUUCUUUACUUUUUGACAUGAUGAAUAUGCACUAGUAAUAAAAAAUAAUAAUAAAAUAUCUAUGACAAUAUGUGUGUCACUUGAAAUACUGUUAAGUUACCAUUACUGAGGUUUAUGGUGUUGAACAGCAGUGAGAAGCAAUCGAAGUGCCACAUGUGGUCUCUGUCACAACUCUUCCACUCUGCUUUUGUAGCAUGAAAGCAGCCAUACAUAAUAUGUAAACAGAUGAGCAUGGCUGUGUUCCAAUAAAA